CCCCCCUUUUCACUCAGUUCAUACCAGCAUGCACGCUUGCUGCAGUGGACCUUGGCCGAGGGGAAUGCAUUAAGAGUCAGAAAAAAGCUACAUAUGAACCGCUGAAACAACAGCUGCGAGGAGACUUUUAACAGACAACACAAUGACUGGACUCAAGAAGCAGACUGGCUGACUGAAGGGAGGCGUUCCCUCCGACCAAUCAGAGUGCUGCAUUCAGCAACUGCCCAGAUGUGGUCUGAGAAGCUUCAACAGCAGCACAAACAUAUUUCAUACAUGAACGGUUUUGGGAAUGAGUUCUCCUCUGAAGACCCUCGCUGUCCUGGAUCAUUGCCUGAGAGACAGAACAAUCCUCAGGUCUGUCCCUACGGUCUCUAUGCUGAGCAGCUCUCUGGCUCUGCUUUCACUUGCCCACGACCAGCCAAUAUGAGGAGCUGGUUGUACCGCAUCCUCCCAUCUGUCAAACAUAAGCCUUUUACUGCAGUGCCAUGUGAGAAUCUAACAGAGAACUGGAAUGAAGUGGAGCCUGAUCCUAACCAGUUGCGUUGGCUGCCAUUUACCAUUCCAAAACCCACAGAGAAGAAAGUGGACUUUGUGGCUGGUCUGCAUACUGUCUGUGGUGCUGGGGAUGCCAAAUCUCGCAAUGGCAUUGGCAUCCACGUGUACACCUGCAACAUUUCCAUGGUUGACAGGUGUUUCAACAACUCAGAUGGAGACUUUCUGAUUGUCCCCCAGCAGGGUGAGAUCUUGAUCACUACAGAGUUUGGGAAGAUGAUGGUGGAGCUGAACGAGAUCUGUGUCAUCCAGCAAGGAAUGCGCUUCAGUGUGGAUGUGUUUGGAGAAACCAGAGGUUAUGUACUGGAGGUGUAUGGAACCCACUUUGAACUCCCUGACCUGGGACCCAUUGGAGCCAAUGGUCUGGCCAACCCAAGAGAUUUCCUGUGUCCAAUUGCUUGGUAUGAGGAUCGCAAAGUGGCUACAGGUUACACCAUCAUCAAUAAGUACCAGGGGAAGCUCUUCGCCUGCCAACAGGAUUUUUCUCCCUUCAAUGUGGUUGCCUGGCAUGGGAACUACACACCUUACAAAUACAACCUGAAGAACUUCAUGGUUAUCAACUGUGUGGCAUUCGACCAUGCGGAUCCAUCUAUCUUUACUGUGCUGACUGCCAAAUCCACACGACCAGGUGUGGCCAUUGCUGACUUUGUCAUCUUCCCCCCACGGUGGGGUGUGGCUGACCACACCUUCCGUCCACCAUACUAUCACCGUAACUGCAUGAGUGAAUUCAUGGGCUUGAUCAAAGGCCACUAUGAGGCCAAAGAAGAGGGUUUCCAGCCAGGAGGGGCGAGCCUCCACAGCAUGAUGACCCCACAUGGUCCGGACGCUGACUGCUUCGAGAAGAACAGCACUGCUGAGCUAAAACCCGAGAGGGUGGCUGAGGGUACCAUGGCUUUUAUGUUUGAGUCAUCCUUCAGUAUGGCAGUGACCAAGUGGGGUCUACAGACAUGUCAGAGGAUUGACAAGAGCUACUACCAAUGCUGGGAACCAAUCCGCAGCCACUUUAACCCCAACUGGAAGCCCAGCAAAAAGUAAAAAGACAAAGUGACAAAGAAGAAAUUUUGACCAAAUACAGUUGUUAUUCAUAAAUAAAAAUCAUAAUUUUUUCUAUUUCUCAAAUGUAACUAAGAGCAAUCCAAUUUUUGUGGAACUUCACUUCCUUUGUGGUAUUUGAUUAGGUUUGUUAAUUGAAAAUACAGAAGGAAUUAAAUAUGCCAUUAAAUUGAGAAAUUUAUUUUAUACAGAAUACUAUGAUUAGAGUCACAAUAAAAAAAUAAAACUUGUGCUGCUUGUCAUGUUAGAAAUUAAAAAUAACAGCUAGGCUGCAUAAAUUGUUUCUGUACAUGUAACUGCACAGGUCAGGCAUGCUGAAUAUGGAUGCC
This is a messenger RNA of Xiphias gladius (swordfish), 1934 nucleotides long. It is a transcript of the gene hgd, whose product is annotated as homogentisate 1,2-dioxygenase. The record is from RefSeq and is a predicted model, not a curated record. The transcript is spliced from 15 exons. Gene Ontology annotation, biological process: L-phenylalanine catabolic process. Lineage: Eukaryota; Metazoa; Chordata; Actinopteri; Istiophoriformes; Xiphiidae. The coding region runs from base 229 to 1587 and encodes 452 amino acids. Gene Ontology annotation, cellular component: cytoplasm. Gene Ontology annotation, molecular function: homogentisate 1,2-dioxygenase activity.